Molecule: messenger RNA, 4950 nt
Organism: Mustela erminea (ermine)
Lineage: Eukaryota; Metazoa; Chordata; Mammalia; Carnivora; Mustelidae
Gene: NOX5
Product: NADPH oxidase 5
Exons: 17
Coding region: 340-2694 (784 amino acids)
Biological process (GO): defense response; superoxide anion generation
Cellular component (GO): plasma membrane; NADPH oxidase complex
Molecular function (GO): calcium ion binding; superoxide-generating NAD(P)H oxidase activity
Source: RefSeq, a predicted model, not a curated record
UGAAGGAGGGGAAAUGGAAGCUAUCCAGCCAGAUGGAAGACUGCCAACAUCUUUCCAGUGAAAUGCUUGCCCCACCCUUGCACCAGGCUGUUUGUCGGGAUUUCUCUGGACCAAGUCAGCCUCUGGCCAGUAUGUGGAUGCCUGAGGGGCAGUGGGUGUGAGCAGCUCUUUAGAAGAGUCAGGAAGAGGAGGAGCUGGGGAGAGGUCAACUGUGGGCUUCACCCACAAGCUGCUGUACAGACCAUAGCCUCUUUGGGACCUGUGGUCUAGAAGAUAGGAGAAAGGGUGAGCAGGCCAGAAGACCCAGCCUAGCCAGACUUUGAAAGCCACAGAGGCACCAUGAGUACCGAGGAGGACACCAAAUGGCUUCAGUGGGUGACGCACCAGUUUGAGACCAUUGCGGGGGAAGACCGGGAAAUCGAUCUGCAAGAAUUCAAAGCAGCCCUCAAUGUGAAAGAGUCCUUCUUUGCCGAGAGGUUCUUCACUCUGUUUGACUCGGAUGGAAGUGGCACCAUCACCCUCCAGGAGCUGCUGGAGGCGCUGACCCUGCUCAUCCACGGCAACCCCAUGGACAAACUCAAAUUCCUCUUCCAGGUGUACGACGUCGAUGGCAGCGGGUCCAUCGACGUGGACGAGCUGCGCACCGUGCUGCAGUCAUGCAUGCGCGAGAGCGCCAUCUCGCUGCCGGACGAGAAGCUGGACCAGCUGACGCUGGCGCUCUUCGAGUCCGCCGACAAGGACUGCAACGGCGCCAUCACCUUCGACGAGCUCCGGGACGAGCUGCAGCGCUUCCCCGGGGUCAUGGAGAACCUGACCAUCAGCGCCGCCCACUGGCUGACGCCCCCAGCCGCCCAGCCGCGCCGGAGGCGUCCCCGCCUUCUGACCUCAGCCUACUGGCACAACCACCGCAGCCACCUGCUCUGCCUGACCGCCUACGCGGUCCUCCACGUGCUGCUCUUCGCGCUGGCGGCCAGCGCGCACCGGGCCCGCGGCCCCAGCGUCAUGGUGGCCAAGGGCUGCGGCCAGUGCCUCAACUUCGACUGCAGCUUCAUCGCGGUGCUGAUGCUGAGAAGGUGCCUGACGUGGCUGCGGGCUACCUGGCUGGCGCAGGUCCUGCCACUGGACCGAAACAUCCAGUUCCACCAGCUCAUGGGCUACGUGGUGGUUGUGCUCUCCCUGGUACACACUGUGGCCCACGUUGUGAACUUCGCGCUUCAGGCUCAGUCCGAGGACAGCCCCUUCCGGUUCUGGGAACUGCUGCUCACCACCAGGCCUGGCAUCGGCUGGGUCUAUGGCUCGGCCUCCCCGACUGGUGUGGCUCUGCUGCUGCUGCUGGUCCUCAUGUUUGCCUGCUCCAGCUCCUGCAUCCGGAGGAGUGGCCACUUUGAGGUGUUCUACUGGACCCAUCUGUCUUACUUCCCCAUGUGGAUUCUGCUCAUUUUGCAUGGGCCCAACUUCUGGAAGUGGCUGCUGGUCCCUGGCAUCCUGUUCUUCCUGGAGAAGAUCAUUGGGCUAGCAAUAUCCCGCAUGGGAGCCUUUUGCAUCGUGGAAGUCAAUCUCCUUCCCUCUAAGGUCACCCAUCUCCUCAUUGAGAGGCCCCCUCUCUUCCACUACAGGCCAGGCGACUACUUAUACCUGAAUGUCCCCAGCAUCGCACGCUACGAGUGGCACCCUUUCACCAUUAGCAGUGCUCCAGAGCAGAAAGACACCAUCUGGCUACAUGUGCGGUCCGAAGGCCAGUGGACAAACAGGCUAUAUGAAUCGUUCAAGAUGUUGUGCCCCAUGGACUGUGGCUCCGGACAGCUGUCAAGGAGUCUGAAGAGGAGAAGGAGCCAGAGGAGGCCCCAGAGCUUGCCCAGCCAGCCCAUGCAUUCAGGAACCUCGGCACAGGGAACAGUGGCCUUCAGCAGGGACAUCACCGUGGAGCUGACCUCCUACAGGCCCAAGGGAACUCCACAGCAGGGAGACCAAGGCGUGGUAGGCACGGGGACCGAGGAAGGGGCUCCAGCCCAGCGGGGAGCCCCAGCCCAUCUGGGCCCAGUCUCUGAGAUGUCCUCUGAGAACCACCUGCUUUGUAACAUCAAGUGCUACAUCAGCGGCCCCUACGGAACCCCCACCCGCAGGAUCUUUGCCUCUGAGCACGCAGUACUCAUCGGGGCGGGCAUUGGCAUCACCCCCUUUGCCUCUAUCCUGCAGAGCAUCAUGUACCGGCACCAGAAGAGGAAGCACAUUUGCCCCAGCUGCCAGCACUUCUGGAUGGAUAGCAUCCAGGAUGAGGACAUGAAGCUCCGCAAGGUGGACUUCAUCUGGAUCAACCGAGACCAGCGGUCUUUUGAGUGGUUUGUGAGCCUGCUGACCAAGUUGGAGAUGGACCAGGCCGAGAUGACCCAAGAGGACCCCUUCCUGGAGCUGCACAUGUAUAUGACCUCUGCACUGGGCAAGAAUGACAUGAAGGCCAUUGGCCUGCAGAUGGCUCUCGACCUCCUGGCCAAGAAGGAGAAGAAGGACUCCAUCACGGGCCUCCAGACACGCACCCAGCCUGGGCGGCCCGACUGGAACAAGGUGUUCCAGAAGGUGGCUGCUGAGAAGAAGGGCAAGGUGCAGGUCUUCUUCUGUGGCUCCCCAGCCCUGGCCAAGGUGCUCAAGGGCCACUGUGAGCAGUUCAGCUUCAAAUUCUUCCAGGAGAACUUUUAGCCUCAUCUCUCCCAGUGCUGCCCAACCCACACUACCGGCCAGCUUCUCCAUAUGCUCCCAUGCCCCACAGAGACCGGCCUCAGAGGACCCACCUUGUCCCACUCCACCCCCAGAGAAGGAACGGCCAGGGGCAGGUGGACUUCCUUCAAUACCCCGGGAAAAGUGGGGUGCAUUCUGGGUUUUGCUGAGAAACUGACCAGGCCAGAGGCCAGCGGCUCCAGAAGGAAGUGCAGAGGGGGCUUCCCAGGCCACUGCCCCUCCAAAAGUCCUCUGAGGGAGGCUUCCCCUACAACAGUGGUCCCACACCUGCUUAAUCACCACAGUCAUUCGGGAUUUUAUCCCGACAUUUUCUUAUGAAAAUUUUCAAACAUAAAGAUAACUAAAAGAAUUGUACAGUGGAUGGUUACCCAGUUGCUGGAUUCCUCUGUUAGCGUUUUGCUAUAUUUGCUUUUCUGCGUAUUUUCCAUCUAUCCCUCUCUCUAUCUAUCAGUGCCCCUUGUUUUUCUGAUGCAUUUUAGAGCAUGUUUGUCACUCCCUGCAGUGGAGAAGUUAGCUAAGAGGGUGUCCUGACUUAGGGCUGGGGUAUGCAUUGGGAAUGCGCCAAAGUCAUUUGGAAAGUUGGCAGAGCAGAGUCCGUUUAGCAUAGGACUUCUCUGUCUCUCUGUCUGUCUGUCUCUCUCUCUGUUCACCUAGAAUUUUGUAUCACGCAGACAGUGGGAGCCGAUAGAGGAACUUGAAUACAGAUUCUAAAAUCCAUUAAGGGUCCACAUGUUUGACUUAGGAUCACACGAGUCCUAAGGCUUUCUCGCCAGACAUACCCCAGGUAGCCACUGGGGGGCGCUGCGGAACCAGAGAUCUUGGAGGUUUUGCUUGCUGGGAGGGAGGGGUUCCUGAGCUGCAGUGAAUCCAAGACCCGUCAGAGCAGACUGUGCCCCACCCUGAAGCCCUGGCUCUAGGCAACACCUCGAGGCCCAGACGUGGGUGGAUCUGUGAAGUCAAGAGAAUUCGUUUUCAAGAUCGGAGUCCUCUAGCUGCCGUUCCCUAACAGCCCCUCACAGAUGCACAUACAGACCCUCUCCCUACCAUACCCACCCCCCCAUCCCUCCCCUUCUGGGGCUUUCCAAGUUUCCAUCUGUAAGGUCAGCAUAGGCCUGGCUGAGCAUAGGUCCAGGCUCUGCCCUGGGGCUCUGCCACCUCUUAUCAUUGGAGGUGCAGGAUCAAAUGUGGGGUCUGUCCAUCUGGAUAUUGCCUGGAUGUCCAGAUGGGGGCCCUGCCACCAUCAGCAAGAGAAACAAAUGCAUCCGUAUGGCUGACUGACUUUCCUCCUUAGACAUUUGUGGGUCUAAGAGGGCUAAGGAGGGCACACAGAAAAGGAACAGAAGGAACACAGGCUAACUACAGAUAAAAGGUGCAUUAUGUGAAUGUGAGCUCCCCACACUGUCAGCUCCCCACAGCCAGGCCUGCAGCCCCAGAAUCUAGCACAUAGGGAGCGGCAGUAGGCCUACCCCGCAUGUCAACUCCCACAAGGCACAGGUCCUACAUAACUGGAAUGAUCCUUGGGAAGGAAAGGUCCUCUGCACAUAGCCGUCAUUUUAAUCUGGGAAACCAAGGCGUGAACUCGAGCCCACUGAAGGAAUCCCUUGGCCAGGCUCCACGAGGCUGCUCUGCUCUGAGGACAGCUCUGACAGAGGCAGCAGGUGCUCCUGAAACCCUGAGUCAGGCCCACCCAGACCAACAACACGCCAAGAGCCCACAAGCGUUUUCGGGUAGGGAGGGUGACAACCAGUGGCAAUGGUGCGAGGUGUCACAGCCUGGCAGAGUCAAGAUUAGGGAGGGAUUAGAGACAAGACUGGCAGUGGGCGAACGAACGCCUUGGAGACGUGUGAAGAAAGGACCUUUGCUCUCUGAAAUCAGGGCACUGGCUGCCAAGUUUGCCUCUGUCCCAGUCAGCUGUGUGACCUUGGGUCUGCCCUGGGACCUCUCUGAGCUGUCGCUUCCUCACCGGUAGGAUGAACAGAUUAAGGAUGAAUAUUUUUAAGUGCUGGUAUAUGCGUAAUCCUUUCUUAAGAAAUACGCAAAAAAUAUGUUUCUCCUCUGUUUGCUUUGGGGAGUGGGAAUGGAGGGACAGGGAAAGGGUAUUGUUUGAGGGUGGUUUUAUUUUGUUUUUCUUUUUAUCUUCUACCCCUCUGUAAAGUUUGAAGUUUUUAAUGAUAAAUGGCUGUAGAUUUUAUAGUUUUUUUUUUUAAAUGAUGUUAA